AUGUCUUCAUCAUCUCCUUCGCUUACAUGUUUGCCUGCAGUGGCUGUCUCAAAAGAAGAAGGCUUGAUUGCUUUCAGUGUUGGAUCAAAUAUUCAUAUCUUUGAUAAGAGCCUUCAAAAGGAAUUGUUGAAUCAUAAAUUGGAAAAGGCAAAUGUGAAGUCAUUGUUAUUUGAAGGAAAAUACUUUAUCGUAGCAUCAAGUGAAGACAAAUCAGUGCUUGUGUUCUUGUUGAACGAUACCAAUACGCAAUUGAAGUGUGUCGGAAAAAUUGAAUUAGUUAAAAAACCUAGUUGUUUGGCUGUUCAUCCAGUUACUAAAGAAUUGUGGAUAGGAGAUAAAUUCGGAGAUGUUUACGCUGUUAAUUUAUUGUCAGAAUUUGAUGCCAACUGUGCUUCUCCCAAGCUCAUCAAAAAACCUGCUCCUAAAAUGGGACACCUUGCCAUGUUGACAGGAUUAAUUCUAAAUGAGAAAUAUAUUAUUACUAGCGACAGAGACGAAAAAAUUAGAAUUACUAAUUAUCCUGAAUAUUUCUUGGUUCAUAACUUUUGUUUGGGACACACUGAAAUGGUCUCAUGCAUUUCAUUAGCAGAUGAUGACUUGUUGGUUAGCGCCAGUACUGAUAGCACUCUCAAAGUUUGGAAAUAUUUACUUGACUCUGAUGAUGCCCUUAAGUAUAGUUAUGAUUGUGGUGAAAAUAAUUAUCCAAACGUUUUGCAAUGUGUGACGAUUGGUAGUACUAAGCUUGUUUUUGUCUUGUAUGAGCAAGCUGACUACAUUCAAGUUUUGCAACUCGACACUGAAACUUGUGAAUUAGUGCCAAAAAUCACCAUUCCCAUGGGCAGUGAAAUUUUGAAUUUCCUUGUUUAUCAAGUUGAUAACAAGACACAAAUCACUUUAUUGACAGCUUCCUCUCCAAAUGUGCAUGUUGCAGAUCUUAGUGUAAAGCAAUCUGGUGACUUGAGCGUCAAUGCUGUGCCAUCUCAUGCUAUAACUAUUGAAUCUUUUCAAAAAGAAGAUUUUGUUUCAGAUAGUAUCUAUUCAAGCUUGAUAAGAAAGAUGGAUGCAAAGAAGAGUGAAAAUGAAGGAGAAGACAAGCAACCAAAGAAAAAGAAGAACAAAAAGUAA
Molecule: messenger RNA, 1125 nt
Organism: Naegleria lovaniensis
Lineage: Eukaryota; Heterolobosea; Eutetramitea; Acrasida; Naegleriidae
Exons: 3
Coding region: 1-1125 (374 amino acids)
Biological process (GO): RNA (guanine-N7)-methylation
Cellular component (GO): cytosol; nucleus; tRNA methyltransferase complex
Molecular function (GO): tRNA (guanine(46)-N7)-methyltransferase activity; protein binding
Source: RefSeq, a predicted model, not a curated record